Messenger RNA from Bactrocera tryoni, 1947 nucleotides. It is a transcript of the gene mri, whose product is annotated as BTB/POZ domain-containing protein 10. Gene Ontology annotation, molecular function: protein binding. The coding region runs from base 460 to 1827 and encodes 455 amino acids. Gene Ontology annotation, biological process: positive regulation of phosphorylation. Lineage: Eukaryota; Metazoa; Arthropoda; Insecta; Diptera; Tephritidae. Gene Ontology annotation, cellular component: cytoplasm. The transcript is spliced from 5 exons. The record is from RefSeq and is a predicted model, not a curated record.
CAUGGUGAAUAGUAAUGUGAAAAUUUCUAAAAUUUUUAGCGCUUACUAGACAUUUAUACUAUACUCGAUUACGCUUUGGUAAAACUGCUCAAAUUUUUACAGCCUUAAAAUAAUCUGCCAAAUUAUCAAGUACUUUCUAACAAUAACCAUUUUGGAGAAAAACAUAACAAAAUUAAAAGUUUCUUAGUCACUAUAAAAACAACAAGAUAAGAAAGCAAGCGAAACAAGUCACCAAUAUCAUUAAACGCAGAAGGGGUGUGGGGUUGAAUGGCUCAUGUAAUUUUCCAAUUUCUCAAAAACAAAGGAAUAGUAAGAAAGUGUUCUUGGUACAUUGGACAAAUCGGCGAAGAUAGACGCGAGGAAAGCGGUGGAAACAACAAACGUCGGGUGACCAUCGACAAUUAAAAAGAGGGUUGGAGUUUAAGAAGCAAUUGUAGCUUCGUCAGUCCAACGGAAACGAUGUCAACAACUUCUCCAAAUUCUGGAAAUAGUAGUAGUAGCAACAACAACUCUACAAAAGCGACAAAACAAAGUCAACUUGACGUCGGCGACUCCUACAGUGACAGCAGUAGUAUUGAAGAAAAUCUUGAAGCUGAGGAACGACGUCGUAGAAUUUUGAAAAAUAGAAAUAGGAGCAGCGGGUAUUUACAACGCAACAUUUGCAGUAAAUCACAGCCCCAUCAUCAGCUGACACAGCAGAGAAUCAAUAUGAAUGCGGCAAGUGGUGCUAUUCCGAAACAUGACAAGACGGCCACAACAGGCGCUAGUUUAUCUAAUAAUCCUGGUAGUGGUGCUAUAAUGCGUCCCGGGGAUCGUAUUGCAUUGUUAGUGGACAAUGUCCGUUUCGUCAUUGAACAAGCUUUGGUAACUGCACAUCCAAACACCAUGUUAGGAACAAUGUUCAGUUCAGGCUUUCAAUUUGUCCAUCCUAAUGAACGCGGCGAAUACGAAGUAGCUGAAGGGAUUUCACACACAGUUUUCCGUGCAAUUUUGGAGUACUAUAAAACUGGAAUAAUACGCUGUCCUCCAACUGUAUCUGUACCAGAACUAAAAGAGGCGUGUGAUUAUUUACUGAUACCAUUUGAUGCGACCACAGUUCGAUGCCAAAAUUUACGAGGUUUACUACAUGAACUCAGCAACGAAGGUGCCCGCCAACAAUUUGAAGUUUUUCUUGAAGAUCUAAUACUGCCCUUAAUGGUUGCAUCAGCUCAACGUGGUGACCGAGAAUGUCAUGUUGUAGUUUUAUUAGACGACGACGUUGUAGACUGGGAUGAAGAAUUUCCUCCUCAAAUGGGUGAAGAAUACUGCCAAACUGUGCACAGCACCGCUAUGCAUCGAUUUUUUAAAUACAUUGAGAAUCGUGACGUUGCCAAGCAAGUAAUGAAAGACCGUGGAUUAAAGAAAAUACGUUGUGGAAUCGAAGGAUAUCCAACGCACAAAGAGAAAAUUCGUCGAAGACCAGGUGGUAGAGCAGAGGUAAUUUACAGCUACGUACAACGUCCUUUUAUACACAUGUCUUGGGAGAAGGAGGAAGCAAAAAGUCGUCACGUUGACUUUCAAUGUGUUAAAUCAAAAUCAGUAACAAAUUUGGCAGAGGCUAAUGCAGAUCCUCCUUUAGAACUCGACGCAAGUGGCAAUCCAAUAAGGCCUCCAGAAGUGAAUAUUAAUGCUGAGGCACGUGUACCUUUCGUUCCUGAAGUUGAAGUGGCCGGCGGUGGAGGCAUUGAUGCACCUGUCGCAGUAGCCGUUGACGAAGCGGCAGGUGGAGUAAUAAUGCUUAACGAACUUGAACAGGCCUCUGGUGGAACUAUCGAAGAGUCAAUCUAAAUCCACAUGUCCUAACACACAAAACUUAGCAUUUGUGAGAACUCAUUUAUGAUAUAUAGACGUAUGUAUUUACUCACUGAUUCUUCAUAUGUAUAACCAAAUACAACUAUGAUAUUAAUA